AUGCACCACGUAAAAUUGAUUUACAUUUUUUUUAUUUAUCUGGAGCAUUUUCCAAUUUCUUCAGGAGAAUAUCUUAUAUGGAAAAAAGAUCAUGGAAAUUUUAUUCCUCUCAAUGUUUCUGGAUACAGUGAUGUUGCUGUUAAAAAAAAGUCAAGAAAAGAUUUAGAGCAACGGAGUAAAUUAUUUGAAAAUCAUCAAUUUCAAGGAGAGUUAAUAAAAUUUGCUUAUUUUCAAGAAAGUUUUUUAAUUGAUUUUUAUGAUCAUGAUAAAAAGGUUUCGGGAGUGUGUGGAGAAAUAUGGAAUUUAUUAGCAGAAUAUCUCAAUUUUACAUUAUUGCCUGUAAGAAUUGACGAUGAGGUUUUUGGUCAUACCUUGGAAAAUGGAAGUCUCACUGGUCUCCUCGGUUUAAUGCAGAGACGUGAAGUACAUGUAAUACCACGAGUGAAUUUUUUUAGAGCUUAUUUGCAUGUUAUGGAUUACACAAUACCAAUGUGGAAAAAUAAUUUUCAGUUAUAUAAUCGUCCAGAAUAUAAAUCUAACGAUUCAUGGGUUUUUAAGCUUUUCUCGUAUAAAACAUGGAUCGUAGUAGGCGUGAUAACAAUUAUUAUCAGCAUACUAGGAACAAUUGCUGGAAAAAUAUCCCGUCGAUUGAUGAAUCAAAAGCAUUAUUGGACUUUUCAAGAUUAUUUGUUCUACACUUUUGCAGCACUUUGUUCCCAAGGCUGGUUACCCAAAGAUCUAGAAGAAGAGUGUAAGAUCUUAGAACUAUCAAAAAGAAUUUUUUCUUGGUUUCUUCUUAUUACAGUGAGCUCUCAUUUAGUAUCCUAUAUGACUAAUUUUAAAAUGGAUCCACCUUUUAAGAAUUUACAUUCACUUCUGAAUAGUACUAAUUACAAUGUUCUGAUCUAUAAUGGAUCAUUGGCUUAUGGAUAUGUUAAGAUGGAAAUAAAACGAUAUCCAAAAUAUCGUGAUCGCUUCAUUUACAUAGAAUCAAGCCGCAAAAUGAGAGAGAAAGUAUGUUGGAGCAAAAAAAAAUAUGCAAUGAUUGGGUCUGAGGAUAAACAACAAGCGUCAAGAUAUGCCUGUAACCUUAUCCCAACUGGAUCACCUUUGUUUGGAACGUGGACAACGAGUGGUGUUGUCAAGGGGUUUAAAUAUAAACGAGCUUUUGAUAUUGGAUUAAUUCGGUUAUCUGAGACUGGUUUAGUCGAUGGAUUAAAAGAACGUUGGCUCCAAGUUCGGACUUAUAAUCAAUUGCAGGAACAAAUCGUACAAAAAAUUCAUUUAUAUCAUGUGUACAUGAUAUUUCUAUUUUUAUUUGUAGGAGUUAUUCUCUCUGCCAUUAUUUGUAUUUUUGAACGAAUUUUAUACCCGUGGAAUCAACAUUACACUCAACAAAAAAAAUUAAUUAAAUUCCAACGUCACCUAAAAUCAAGAAGUUUUUUAGUAACACAUAAAAAAUUUAGACCUAUG
This is a messenger RNA of Chelonus insularis, 1473 nucleotides long. RefSeq names its product probable glutamate receptor. The record is from RefSeq and is a predicted model, not a curated record. The annotation marks the transcript as partial. Gene Ontology annotation, cellular component: membrane. The transcript has 7 exons. Lineage: Eukaryota; Metazoa; Arthropoda; Insecta; Hymenoptera; Braconidae. Gene Ontology annotation, molecular function: ligand-gated monoatomic ion channel activity.